Daucus carota subsp. sativus is the source of this 747-nucleotide messenger RNA. RefSeq lists its product as uncharacterized. The transcript has 2 exons. The coding region runs from base 1 to 747 and encodes 248 amino acids. Lineage: Eukaryota; Viridiplantae; Streptophyta; Magnoliopsida; Apiales; Apiaceae. The record is from RefSeq and is a predicted model, not a curated record.
AUGAGUUGGGAAUGGAAGGAAGCGGACUUGGAUCGAGUUCUAGUACCUAUUGGCUUGUUGAUGAUCAUCGCCUAUCACGCAUUUUUUAUCAACAGGUAUCGAAAAUUUCCUUUGACGACUGUGCUGGGGUGCGACAAUUAUUACAGGAAAAUCUGGGCAGAAAAAUUUCUGCAGCUUGAUGCCAAAGACAGAGGAACAAGUGUAAAUGUGAUCAGUAGCAACAUCUCAGCUGCAAGCACCUUGUCUUCGGUUUCUCUUGUCCUCAGCUCACUCAUUGGAGCAUGGAUAGGAAGCUCCAAGGAGAAAGACAUCUUCGUGAGCAGUAUUAUUUACGGAGACACCAGCCCGAGGAUUGUCUCAAUUAAGUACGUCGCGCUGCUCUCUUUCUUUCUUGUUGCUUUUGCUGCUUUCAUACAGACAACAAGGAACUAUGCCCUUGCCACUUUUCUCAUCACCAUUCCAAGCUGUGAUAUUCCGGUGAACUAUGUACAAAAGCCGAUUAUAAAAGCAAGUCAUUCCUACACGGUGGGCAUGCGUGCACUUUACACUGCAGGCACUUUGAUUAUGUGGAUUUUCGGACCAAUCCCAAUGUUUGUCUCCUCAGUAAGUUUGGUGGCGAUUCUUUAUUAUUUAGACCGGAACCUGACUCCGCCACACCAAUUUCAACCAUUGAACCUUACCCCUCUCUACAAGAUUGGUGAAGAAGUGACCUCAUCUGUAAACAGGGUGCUACAUCACCGAGAAUGA